Messenger RNA from Marasmius oreades (fairy-ring Marasmius), 771 nucleotides. RefSeq lists its product as uncharacterized. NCBI's taxonomy places the organism in Eukaryota, Fungi, Basidiomycota, Agaricomycetes, Agaricales, Marasmiaceae. The transcript has 7 exons. Gene Ontology annotation, molecular function: aldehyde-lyase activity. The record is from RefSeq and is a predicted model, not a curated record. Gene Ontology annotation, cellular component: cytoplasm. The coding region runs from base 1 to 771 and encodes 256 amino acids.
AUGCCUCUGGAUAUCGCUUUGCGCAAGAAGAUAGACGCAGGAGAACAGGCUGCAGGAGUCUGGCUAACUCUACCAAGCACAGCAAUAGCACGGACGAUGGCUAAUACUGCAAACGUUUCAUGGGUUUUGAUUGACGGGGAGCACGGCCUAAUUAACGAGAGUCAUUUCUAUGACUUGUCCAACACAAUCUCCGCAUCCGGUGCCUCCCCUAUCAUCCGUGUACCUGCAGAGGAAGUCUGGCUAAUUAAACGUGCUCUCGACUCUGGUGCACACGGGUUAAUGGUUCCGAUGGCCAAUAAUGUUCAAAUCGUUCGCAAAGUAGUCGAGGCAACAAAAUAUCCUCCCGUGGGCAUUCGUGGAUUCGGACCGAUGUUCACCCAUGCCGCAGGGGCCCUUGGUGCUACUUACCAGGCCUCCGCGAACGAUGACCUUGUGAUUGCCGUUCAAAUUGAGCACCCACAGGCGGUUGAGGAGAUUGAUUUGAUUUGUCAAGAGGGUAUCGAUGUUGCAUUCAUCGGACCCUAUGACCUUUCAAUAUCCAUGGGAGUCGAGUUUGGAGGAGAAGAGCAUGAAGCUGCAAUCAAUAAGAUUCUUAACGCUUGUAAGAGGCAUGGAAAAAUUGCUGCUAUCUUCUGUCUGACCGGCGAGCAAGCAGCCAAGCGGUUUACUCAAGGAUUUGACAUGGUCAGUGUCACCACCGACAUCGACAGUCUCACAGAUGGCUUUGCCAGCGCAUUAUCCACUGCCACUCGUAAUUUCUCUGCUAAUUAA